This is a messenger RNA of Styela clava, 910 nucleotides long. The record is from RefSeq and is a predicted model, not a curated record. Lineage: Eukaryota; Metazoa; Chordata; Ascidiacea; Stolidobranchia; Styelidae.
UUUAGAUACAUUUUUGCUCAAUUUUUUUAAAGAUAGUCAACCGCCAUGGCACUGAACCGACCAAUCAUCAGCACCAAGGCAGGAACCACGACAAGCGUCGUACUUGGAUAUGAUAAGAUCCCAAAUUCAACAACAUAUCAUGCUACGUUUGAAUUGAACAUGCCAAAGAAAAUAAUAUGCAGACAACGAAGGUUUCAACUGCCACCCUCUGAAAUUUUUCAUCGAACAGAGCGAAAAUGCCCUUUGACCGUUCAUCAAGCAUCAUUCGGAGACACGCCCAGUUUUUUAACCAAUCAAGUUUAUCAGCAAAGGAAAUGCGAACUAAAGAACAUCAUGGGCAUACAUUUAUUGAAAUCGGUGCCAAUUGGGCCACGUCAGCCAUCUGAUUCUCUGCAUUCUUACGUUACCAAUACGUCACAAAUGCGAACAGAUUAUAUGGAUAGACAUCACGCACUACAUGACUGGACUAAAGUCCAGCAACCAGGAUUACCCAAGCUCCCGCCCAUAAAGAACGCCCCAUGCAAGCAAGGGCAUCUUCGUUGGUACGGACACAAGACAGAAGCGGCGUAUCAAUUCCAAUGGCCAGGAAAAGAUGGAUCAAAUAUAAAUCAAGUCAAGUUUAGAAUAAUCAAAUAAUUUUGUACAAUUUACAAAAUAAAUCAGUGUUCCCUUUGGUAUAAAUUGUGAUCGUAUCAUUACAUUUUCGUGUAGUGCAGUUUUAGAACAAUAAAAAUAGAAAAAUAUGGAAAUGAAAGACAAAUUUUGAUGAUUUUAGCUGUAGGUAAGUAGCUGAAAUGUAAUUUUAACAAUAUAUAUUUGUUGGUUAUAAUAUUAGAACAGUAAGGAAAGGGGGAAAUUGGAGAUUUUCAAAUUUCGCCGAUUAUUGCUGUGUCAGGGGUCUCCAACAUGC